CUGUAGAGGUUGGAUGGGAUCCGAGAAACUUGGUUAUGAUGGAUUGAUUGAAAUUGUAAACCGCCUUAUGCUGAAGGGGAGAAGCAAUUUGGAGACAGAACAAUCAGCAGUUAGGAUACUGAAAUCAUUGUUCCCACCACUCAUACUUGUUCUUUUCAAAAUGCUUGUAGCACCUAUAGGCGGUGGAAGGUUGGCUUCGAUGAUGGUUGCAAGGGUAACUGCGUGGUCUUGUCAAUGGCUAAUGGGAGCCUCUUCAGUUAAUUCUAUUGAUCUUCCAGAUGGAUCAUCUUGCUCUAGUGGGGUCUUUGUAGAGAGAUGCAAAUAUCUGGAAGAAAGUAAAUGCAUAGGUAUUUGCAUAAACACGUGCAAGCUGCCAACUCAAACUUUCUUCAAGGACUACAUGGGAAUUCCGCUGUAUAUGGAGCCAAAGUUCAGUGACUAUAGCUGCCAGUUCAAUUUUGGAGUUCCCCAACCUCCCCGUUCAAGUGACAGUGCCCUCCAUGAGCCUUGCCUGGAAAUAUGCCCAAACGCCAAUCGCCGCAAGGAGCUGAACAAAGGCCUUGCUGUCCAAUGUCCCAAGGUAUAAAACAUGUAAGAAGUACCAGUGCUCAAUAUCCCGGAGAAUUAUUUUUUGUGACCAAGAAAAAAAAAAGUAUAUCCUAGGAGCAAGGCUUCAGUACAAAAAUAUAACCAGAUAUUUGGAGAAUCAUUUAAAAUUUUCUCCAUUUUGGAAAAAAAAUGUUUGGAUGUAUAGUUUAAGAAGUAGCUUGAACAUUUGUAUUUGAACAAUUUCUUCCAUGUCCCAGAAAUUGUAGCUGCUCCUAUAAUUUGCAUGUUAAAACUUGCUAAAGUUGAAUUUUCCUCUACUUUUCUAAGGCGUGGAUGGGUUGCUGUUCAUUAAACAUAGCAGGAUCUUAUUUA
Messenger RNA from Dendrobium catenatum, 921 nucleotides. Its product is annotated as beta-carotene isomerase D27, chloroplastic. The transcript has 6 exons. Gene Ontology annotation, molecular function: iron ion binding. The record is from RefSeq and is a predicted model, not a curated record. The coding region runs from base 14 to 586 and encodes 190 amino acids. Lineage: Eukaryota; Viridiplantae; Streptophyta; Magnoliopsida; Asparagales; Orchidaceae.